Molecule: messenger RNA, 975 nt
Organism: Pelobates cultripes (western spadefoot toad)
Lineage: Eukaryota; Metazoa; Chordata; Amphibia; Anura; Pelobatidae
Source: the annotation of a GenBank genome assembly
AUGUCACAGAGACUGAAGGGCAAGGCCACCAAAACGGACCGGGAGUCCUUCUUUCUGGCGAGGACCGCCGAAACGAAAGCGCGGAACGGACACGGCCCGAGCAAAGAUGGCGCCGCGAGGGAAACCCGAGAGGGCUCGGUGUCACCACCUGCCUCACCCUCCUCUGCAGCAGAAGAAGGACCCCUCAUGAUCAGCACCAUGCGGCUUAUGCUUGCUGAGCUCACGGAAAACUUGCAAACGAGCAUGAAAACUCAACUGCAAGCCCUGGCAGCAGACCUCCGCAAGGAUAUCACUGAGGUAGGCCAGCGCACCUCCCACAUGGAAAAUAAGAUGGACGAAUUCGCAGAGGCUCACAAUAGUUUAGCUGACAGGGUGCAGGACUUUGAAAACUCCCUUAAUAAUUACCACCUCAAACUAGCAGAUCUUGAAGACAGGUCCAGGAGAAAUAAUAUACGCAUCCGGGGUAUUCCGGAGACAGUUGCCCCUAAGGACCUAGAAAACUACCUGAUGGAUAUGUUUCAACGCCUAACCCCCGCAAUACACCCGGACCAGCUUAUAGUAGACCGGGCACAUAUGCUACGACGCCCAAAACAUCUCCCUCCAACGACCGAGAGAGAUGUCAUCGCCCGAGUGCAUUUCUAUCAUACCAAAGAGCAGCUGAUGAAAGCCAGCAGAUCCUCAGACAUGCCAGACCCCUAUAGCCGAAUCAAGCUCUUUGCGGACUUAUCUGCAGCAACGCUACAAUUUAGGAAGAACCUAACCCCAGUUACAUCCACACUGCGAGACCACAACAUCGCUUACCGAUGGGGAUACCCUGCCAAGCUCCUGAUUCACCACAGAGAUGCCUUACACGCCAUCCCAACGCUGGAACUAGGUAUCACCAAGCUAAAAUCCUGGGGCCUCCAGACACCAGAAGCGCACCAACAUCACCCUUCCAAGGUCCCAAGACUGUCCCCGGAGUGGACCGUGAACUGA